This is a messenger RNA of Geodia barretti, 918 nucleotides long. The record is from the annotation of a GenBank genome assembly. NCBI's taxonomy places the organism in Eukaryota, Metazoa, Porifera, Demospongiae, Tetractinellida, Geodiidae.
AUGCUUCUACCGGGUUCAAUCAGUGAUGCCGGUUGGAACGCUUUGGCUUAUGAAGGACUCGUAGCAAUCGAAAAGCAACUCGGUGCGGAGACCAGCCACGCUGAGACCCGAACCCCCGCGGAUCAGGAAGAACAAUUCCGUUCCUACGCACUUGACGAUUACGACUUGGUAUUUGGACACGGCUAUGAGUUCCAAGACCCAGCGAAAGCAGUCGCUGCCGACUUUCCUGAGACGAUUUUCAUAACAUCUUCCGGUGGCACGAUCACGGACAACAUCUCGCCAGUUAACUUUCGUGUUGAGGAGCCUGCCUAUCUUUUAGGGAUGAUCGCAGGCAUGAUGACGAAAACCAAUAAACUCGGUGUGAUGGGUGGACAGAACAUACCGUCUGUGAAUAGCACGUUUAUGGCGUUUGAAGGCGGUGCGAAAAGUGUGAACCCUGAAGUAGAGGUGUCUUCGGUAUACGUCGGGAAUUGGGAAGACAUUGGCAAAGGUAAAGAACUUGCACUUGCACAGAUUAAUGAGGGUGUUGAUUUUAUUUUCCCGAAUGCAGACGCAGCUGGACUCGGUGCCUUUGAGGCAGCUGAAGCCGCGCAAAAAGAGGGAAAAAUGGUAUACACUUUUGGCGCGAAUCGUGACAAGAGUGAUAUUUCCCCAACUGUGAUUGCGAAUGCCGUGAUUACACCGAAUGCUUUUGUGAAAAUUGCCGAGAUUGUCAAGAAUGGCGAAUUCAAACCGCAGAUCUAUACCUUCAACAUGUUAACAGAUGAAGCAAUCACGCUUGUCUAUAACCCUGCGCUAAAGGAUAAGGUGCCGGCAGAUGUACAAAAAGCCGUUGAAGCGGCAAAAGCCAAAAUCCUCGCGGGCGAGUUGAAAGUACCACAAAUCGAUUUUUCUGAAAAGGAAGACGACAAAGACUAA